UGCGUUACCAACUUGUAACUAAUUGUUACCGAUCUCAAAAAAUGUGUUUUGGAUAGGAACAUAUCGGGAGGGCCUGUAUGUUCGUGGCUUUCAUCUGUGGUGUAUAUCAAUGGCCGUAGGCCAAUAACAAAAUAAAAGAAGCCAUAGCGAGAAGAAACGAAACUUUCAGAUUCUAAAUGGCUGCACCAAAUUUGACACGGUUAACGAGAAAUGUGAAGAAGCUGGAGAAACCUCGUCCUCUGAAGAUUUUAGGGAACUCUAAUCGCCUUUCCACCAUUGAUGGCAGACUAAAUUCUGUUGAGGACAUUAUGGCCCUAGCUGACAGUGUCUCAAUGCACUUAGCAAAUGCCAAUUUUGAUCAAAUGCUGCGUGUAAACAUCAUAUCAAUAUGUAACAGCCUGAAGCUGUUUGGACAACAGCUGGAAACAAUUUAUAAAGAUCAGCUGGAUAGGAUAUUUGUAGCAUUUCGUAAUGGGUGCAGAGAUGAACGUCUGGAUUACCUGUCUAGAGUCCAUUUGUUGGAAGCCAUUGAACUGCGAGCUUCCAACUGGCAGGGAUGUGACAAUCUUAUAGCAUACUACAAGGCAAAGACUUCAAUCGAGAAUCAAGACAUGCUGCCAGUACCUGAUACACCAACCCUUCUUUCUAUGGCGUCUCCCUUACUUGGUACUUCGUCCUCCCCGACACAAUCACAAGCAUUGCUCCUGAGCUCUGGUGAGAUUAUAAAAACUUCAGGAAAAUUUGCCAAGCCAACCAAGAUACCAGGCAAGAAUUACUGCAAGGAUGAGGUUGUGAUCCGCAAUUCAGACUCCGGGAAAGUAAAUCCGGGAGCGAAGGAACGCCUGGUACAGAUAACUGGCCCAAGUGAAGAAAAGAUUAACCAUGCCAAACAGCUAAUUGAGGACACAAUCCGACGGAAUGCGUCACCAAUACGCCUAGAGCAGCCUGACAAGGAACGCAUGGGUGGCUCAAGCAGUAGUCUGAAUAGUAGCGCAUCUGAUGAGAGCAAUCGAUUUCCUGGUGUGCGUCGGUCUGCACUUCUUCACAGCUUCUCAACGAACGAUGCAUCUCUAGGAGAAUACAAGUAUACUGUUACAGUAGGCAAUCACUCUAUCAAAAUAACUGGCACCAAUUUGGAUCUUGUUAGGACAGCUAAACUUCUCCUUGAUGAACAUUUCAAUCAAGACCCAGAACAGUCCAUCCAUACUUCAUGCGAGGAUGAACCAAAGACACCAUCUACACCUUUGCCAGAUGCACCUCCUGGUAAAUUUUCAGCUGUCAGUAGGGUUGAUAGUCAAGACAGCAAUGCCACUAGUGAGAGUGAUGAGACAUACAAAGCUCCUCUUGCAUUGGAACCUGCUUCUGCCUUAUCUCCAGGUAUUGAUACCACCUUGGGGAAGCAGUUAGCUGUUGUUAGACAGCCACUGUUCCCAGAUGCAUCAAAGGAAGCUUUUGAACAAGCUGAGGCAUCUGUUACAGCAAUGGAUGUGAAUGCUCGAAAUAGACGUGCAUGUUUCGCUCACACAAACAGUCAACAACAGAAGGAGGACUCAGCUGUAGUCAUGAUUGAAAGUGAAAGUACUGGGAACACUAAGAAGUAUUCCAUGGAUUUUCUCCUGGAAUUGGCACUAUCACCUCUAAGCCGUAAGAAACCGAAGGAUUGGGAACGGCUUGUGUCAUAUGGCAUUGCGAAAAAGAUGCCAGAGCUCUUUGACCCAGUCACCUACAUCCAGAAAUGUCAAGAGUUGGAAGGUUCUAGCAUAGUUUUAAGUGCAACAGAAACCGAGUCUACUGAUUGUGAAUAACAGUUCAUGCGGAUUCAAGACUGUAUGUUUGCUGCUUAGUUCUCAUAAGUUGCUUCAAAUUCAUUAUUUAUUUAAAAUUAAUAAAAAAUUAUUCAUACUGGAUGAUUACUUUGGCAUUUCAUGAAACAAUACAGUAACACAAUAAUGCAUUUGGGUACUCGAUUCUUCUCUUAGAGCUAUGCCAUUUAGAAUUGCUGAUAAUAAUUUGUCUGUUAAUGAAACAGUGUAUGAUACAUUUGAAUUUCCUAUUUAUUUAUUAUAUUAAUUUAUUUCAAUUUCAGAUGUAAUUUCCACCUGUUUACAUUGCUAUAGUGGUAGUAUAACUUCAUUAGUAGUAUACUGUUUAAUUUGUAAAAAGAUAAAUUUAUAAUUUAUUCUGUUAAGAACUGUAAAUACAUAUGCCAAAAUUAUAAUCCAAAGGUUACAUAAG
Molecule: messenger RNA, 2235 nt
Organism: Zootermopsis nevadensis
Lineage: Eukaryota; Metazoa; Arthropoda; Insecta; Blattodea; Termopsidae
Source: RefSeq, a predicted model, not a curated record